AGGGUCGUCUCGGUGGAUAUUCACCCCUAUUUAACCGCAAUCAGGCUAACCAACAUUAUGGAUAAAUGGGUAAGUGCAACCAGUGCCUACCACGAUUCGCCCAUGCUGCAUAUAAUAUCUCCUUAUGCUCCUCAUCUCUGAUUCUCAUUCUUUUUUAUUACAAAGUUCUUACUCGCAUCAAGUUUGGCAAAAAUGUCUGACAAAGAACCUCUAAUCACUCACAUCUACACGGCCGAUCCCUCGGCCAAUGUAUUCAAUAACACUCUAUAUAUCUACCCCUCACAUGACAUCCCCACCGAUAUCCAAGACAACGACAAUGGAGACCAAUAUGCAAUGAAUGACUACCACGUCUUCUCCAUGUCCUCGAUCACGGGUCCCGUAACCGACCACGGCGUCGUCCUAUCCGCCUCGUCCGUUCCGUGGGCUUCCAAACAACUUUGGGCCCCAGACGCCUGUACCAAAAACGGAAAAUACUACUUCUACUUCCCUGCUCGAGACAAGGAAGGUGUUUUUCGCAUUGGUGUCGCAGUUAGUGAUAAGCCCGAAGGUCCUUUCACUGCCGAUCCACAGCCUAUACCAGGAAGUUAUAGUAUAGAUCCGUGUAGUUUCGUAGACGACGACGGAGAAGCCUACCUUUAUUUUGGCGGAAUAUGGGGAGGCCAACUCCAAUGCUGGGGUUCCCAACACGAAGUUUUCGAGAAGGAUAAAUACGCUACUAUGGAACCUACCACUGGUUCUGCACUUGGUCCUCGAGUUGCGAAACUUACCGAGGAUAUGCAUUCUUUCUCGUCUCCCGUCCAGGAAAUCUCUAUCUUGGAUGAGAAAACGGGCGAGAAACUGAAGGCAGAGGAUCAUGAUAGGAGAUUCUUUGAGGCACCCUGGAUACAUAAGUAUAGAGGAAAAUACUAUUUUUCUUAUUCAACAGGGGAUACGCAUUUCUUGUGUUAUGCGGUAGGAGAUAAGCCCGAGGGGCCGUUUGUGUAUAAAGGGAGAUUGUUAGAGCCUGUGAUAGGGUGGACAACACAUCAUAGUAUCGUGGAAUUUCAAGGACGCUGGUGGUUGUUUUAUCAUGAUAGUAGUUUGAGUGGGGGAAAGAAUCAUUUGAGGUGUGUUAAGGUUAGAGAGAUCUUCUACGAUGAGGAUGGUUCGAUGAGGGUCGAGUAGUUGGGGAAGAAAAUGUUUGGAUUUGUUGGAGGAUAAAAGUAUUAUUCACUGAGCAAUCAAGGAUUUUACGAUUCGUACUCUUCUAGGCUAUCGCAAAUCAAAAGGGUUAGGAGCGAAAGCCUAAAGGGUACCUUCCUCUGUAACUUCUAGCGUUGGUCUUGACCUAAACAAAAAAAUUGUUCCAUCCAUUACAG
Messenger RNA from Sclerotinia trifoliorum, 1358 nucleotides. NCBI's taxonomy places the organism in Eukaryota, Fungi, Ascomycota, Leotiomycetes, Helotiales, Sclerotiniaceae. The record is from the annotation of a GenBank genome assembly.